UACGCAAGCGCUCUACUCCGCCAAUGUGACGCGCUUCGCCUGAUUUGUUGUUUUUGUUUACUUUCUUUCUUUUUUUCUAUUAUUUCAGUCUCUUUUGUUCUCGUUUUGUGAAGCAUCGAAGACAUGGAUGUGUGACUCUUAAUGCGCAGGAGUGCAAACUCGAUUGAUAGUGCCUUUGCUUUGGUUCUUCUCCGUGACAUUUGUUAUUCUUUCAUAAUAAUUAGUGGUUUAAUUAUUCUUGCACUGCUCGGCCAUGCAGCAGAUUUGAUCAAUGGUAAGGAUUGCCGACAUUGGUUCCACGCCAUCAAAUUCGAAAUGGAGAACCGCGGCUACGAGGAUGAGCCGAACAAGUCCUCACGUCACUCCCGCCACAUUCACCAACAGCAUCAGCAGCAAUUAUUGCAUCCUCAACACUUGCAAUUGCAUCAACAACAGCAACAACGGCCUUUGUCGUUCAUCGGGAGCAACAUGCACAAUCACUACCCGAACCUCCAAGACUUGCAUUAUACGCCGACGGCACCGACUGCAUCCGUUCAUCAACCACAACACCAACAACAACAACAAAAACGAGAACAGCAGCAGCAGCAACGCCAUCCACACAAUCACUUUGUACCGAUCAAAUUUGACCCUUAUCGUGGCAUGGAACACGUCUACGAGGAUAUCGUGUCUCCUUACACCCUCGAUCCUGGCGGCGGAGGCGGUUUCCACAGGAAUCUCACGCUACCGCUCAGGAGAACAAGUCAAAGCUGUGAAUCCCUUGAAGGUCAGAGCUCGUCGGUGCGCGUGACCAGUAGGGAGAGGACGAGAGGCUCGGUAAUCGAUCGACUUACCAGAGAGGAAAGGAAUUGUGUCGACGACGACGCGGAGGAAGAGGAGGAGGGUGGCGGUGGUAGCGCAUCGAGCUUAGGAAGUGGCAGCAAUGCAACUGAUCGCCGACGACGUCGCAAGAAGGACUGUAGGCAUUGUAACAAACAGCAGAGGGUUUACGAGGAACGCGAGGCCGAGUUGCGGGCCAUUUUCGCCGGCCAACCCGGGGUCGUCUACGCCAUCGGAUGUACAGCCACUGAUUGUAACACCAGUCUUGUGAGUGGCAAUGGUUUGGCGCCGCCAGACGACAAGGCGCUGAUCGGACCGCCGGUUAAGGCAAAUGGAGCUACGCGAGCUGCUGGUAUGAAGGUCAAUUCCAUCUAUGCACAGGAUCAUUGGCAACAUAAGGAUCCUCGAAUCUUCCUCGGCGCUGAUCCUAAAGAACAGGAUUCACCCUUCCAGAGAGGAUAUUCAGCGGUGUCGGCGACAUCGCCGAGUUCGGAAAACCGGGCGAAUCUACGUCGCAGCGUGCGCGACGAUCCAGCACCACAUCCAGCUCGACUACGCAAACAUCGUCACGGCUGGACAUUGUACUUUGGCCGACCGCUCAGCGGUAAAAGUUGCACCAAGUCACUUGUCCUCCUGCUCAUCGUUGUGCUUGCGUUACUCGGCAUCGGUGGCAUUGCACUCUACAUUGUCUUCGAACCCGAAAAACUGCACGUGAUCCAGCAAUAUCUGCGUUCGUCCGCGAGAAAUUCCACGCUUGGCAAGAACAACAGUAAUUUGGCAGCACCGGGCGACAGUUUGCAAGAUCUCGAGGAGCCGGUCUUCUCGACAAGUCUGCCGCCGUCGUCAUUUCUGGAUGCUCUACUCAACGCGACAGUUUCAUCCAUCAACAGUAAUAACGUUCCUGGUGGUGAUAGCAAUGACCUCGACGAGCCUGUUUUCAUCAGUGCUUGGCCAAGGCCAUCUACUACUAGUACUACGAUUAGUACGUCGAUUACCACGAUUAAUAUUUCCAAUUCGUCCGUGUUGUCAGCGACGACAAGAACGACAACGACGGCAAUGUCAACGACAACGCCGCGAAGUGCAACAUCGAAAUUUUUGGAGGCAACAAGGCGGAGGCCGUGCAACGAGUGUCGAGGCGAGGAAGUCUGCGUGGCGAGGAACGCGGACGAGACGCCUUUCUGCAGGGCGCCACUCAAUCCGCACGACUCGCAUGGUUGCGGCGGGCUCUGCGACCACAAUAACCAGAAGUGCCAUAAACUUGAUGCUCCCGGCGCAUUCAGAUGUACGGAAAUGGAGCACCACUGCCUUGACGGCGAGUGGACGUGCCACAACAUAUUCUGCAUCCCACUGGUGAAGCGUUGCGACGGGCAAAUGAAUUGUUACGACCACUCGGAUGAGUAUAAUUGCGAAUGUAAUUUAGAAACGCAUUUCCACUGCGGGAACGAAACCUCGUGCCUUCCUCUGUCGAAAAAGUGCGAUGGUCACGUGGACUGCUUCGAUGCUACCGAUGAAGAGAAUUGCACGACAAGUCAUGAUCUCGGUAGGCUAUGCCCAUCAAAGGACGAAUUUACGUGCCGGAGUAAGCAGCAGUGCAUAAAGCGUUCGCGCUUCUGCGACGGCUACCGUGACUGCAAGGAUGGUUCGGACGAGCCCCACGGCUGUCAGGGUCGUUGUAACAAACACGAGUUCGCUUGCCACAACGGCAGGUGUAUCAACAAAUUGGACAAGUGCAAUGGAAUCGACGACUGCGGCGAUGGCAGCGACGAACAGCACUGCCGCGAAAGACUGUAAAUUAUAAAACUAAAGAAGUGAAUUGUGUUGUUUCCUGUGAUGCAAGGCAUCGGCGUUUUAUGCGAACGCUAAUUAAUAUUAUUCUUUUCUAUUGAACUUGUUACAAUUGUGUAUUAUAUUGUCAAUGAGCGAAAAACUUUGUACUAUACAGAAUGCGAGGGCCGUAAAGUCGUGAAAAAACGCGGCGUUUUUGCAGUAUUUUUUUGUGGAGUGAGCGUGGUCAAGAAUGAAAAUCACGAUUAAUAAAUGCGUUU
Messenger RNA from Phymastichus coffea, 2861 nucleotides. Its product is annotated as homeobox protein prospero-like. Lineage: Eukaryota; Metazoa; Arthropoda; Insecta; Hymenoptera; Eulophidae. Gene Ontology annotation, molecular function: protein binding. Gene Ontology annotation, cellular component: plasma membrane. The record is from RefSeq and is a predicted model, not a curated record. The transcript has 13 exons. Bases 142 to 2607 code for a protein of 821 amino acids.